AUGUGAUUUGCAAAGUUAAUGAUUAGCCCCGCAGAUGUCUGAGCUACUUAAUUUCCCAGAGGCUGCAAGUAGUUCAUCUGCAGAGGAGGCUACAGAAAGCAGCAUGUCCCCUUUACUCCUUGGGGCUGGGCUGGUGGUUCUGCAUGUAGUGACAUCUGCUAGGAGCCAGAAGACAGAAACUUUAAGUGGCUCUGGGAACCAGCUGCUCUUCCAUGAGGCCGAUAGCCAUGACUUCGCCAUCAUGAUCCUUCCAAGGGGCACAGAAUGCUUUUGGCAGUUUGCCCACCAAAAUGGAUACUUCUUUUUCAACUAUGAGGUUCACCGGAUACUUGGGAUGUCACACGACCGGCACGUUACUGCCACAGCGCAUACUCCGCAGGGUUUCCUCAUAGAAACCUCCCAGGAUGUUUGGGGCCAGAUUAACUUCUCUACCCAAGAGACAGGUUACUAUCAGCUUUGUUUAAGAAAUCAUCAAAAUCACUUUAGUUCUCUGCAAGUCUACCUCAACUUUGGAGUCUUCUACGAGGGGCCUGAGAUAGACCACAGAAAGAAUCAAAGAAAACAGCUGAAUGAUACCCUAGACGCAAUUGAGGAGAGUACACGAAGGGUACAGACCAAUGUCUUUCAUAUGUGGCGAUUCUACAACUUUGCUCGGAUGAGGAAGAUGGCUGAUUUUUUCCUUCUUCUAUCAAACUAUAACUAUGUGAACUGGUGGUCAACAGCCCAGAGCCUUGUUAUUGUUCUUUCUGGGAUCUUGCAGCUAUAUUUCUUGAAGCGUCUCUUCAAUGUUCCAACAACAACUGACACAAAAAAGCCAAGAUGCUAA
Molecule: messenger RNA, 826 nt
Organism: Fukomys damarensis (Damara mole-rat)
Lineage: Eukaryota; Metazoa; Chordata; Mammalia; Rodentia; Bathyergidae
Gene: Tmed6
Product: transmembrane p24 trafficking protein 6
Exons: 4
Coding region: 35-826 (263 amino acids)
Biological process (GO): endoplasmic reticulum to Golgi vesicle-mediated transport; intracellular protein transport; Golgi organization
Cellular component (GO): endoplasmic reticulum; endoplasmic reticulum-Golgi intermediate compartment; COPII-coated ER to Golgi transport vesicle
Source: RefSeq, a predicted model, not a curated record